UUGGGUUUCCCACUUCCCGCAUAGAGCGGCGACAGGCUGCACCCCCUACCCCCAACAGCAGAACCCAUUCAUCUGGGGAGGGGGGGGGGGAUAGAGAAUCAGUCACUGAGGGAGACGAGCGCCGAGCUAGACUGCCGCUUACUGCUCCGACACUGCUUUCUUUGAACGGAGGGGUGCCGACGCAGGGGCACACGCUCUCCCUCCCCUCCCUCUUUCUCUCAGACACACACACACACGCACGCGCUCUGCAGUAAAAGUCGACUGCGUUCGGGAGACGCUGCUCCAGAGGAACGAAGGCAGCGGAUGCAGGCAGCCCUGGGUUUGAGCCCUACUUCAGAGGCACCAUGAGGAGGGCCACGAGUCUCCCCGGGGUCUCCACCGAGCUGCCGAGUUCCCUCCUCGCACCGUGAGCAUCGUCCGUGGUCCGAGACCUCCGAACGACAGCAUCGAAGCUCAUUGUUGAAGGCUGCUACCUCAACCGCACCAUCAACUUCACACAUCUGUGUUCAUUACCUGGAGAACAUCUGCGAGAGGGCGGCCCAAGUGCACUCAGCAGUUCGAAGACUAAGCUAAAAAAAGCGAAGCCCGGGAAGACCCAUGGGGGGGUAGACUGACACCCUUACUUCAGUAAAGUGUGUGGACAUUCGGCUCAUCGGUGUGCGCCACCCAUUUGGACCAGUCUCCUGAAGUCGUGUGCAAUCGGAGGAAUCGGCUGAAUGAAACUGAGCUGCAGAGCAGGGGGGUAUCACGAUCCUGCCUGCUCUGAAUGUGUGGCAGAAACACAGCGAUGGACAGACGGCGGUGGAGCGCAGCGCAAGUGACGGCGUCUCAUUGUGGAAUUAGUGCUUUUCCAAACACGAGGGAAACUCCUGCGCGGCGUGACUGAGGACGGCCCCCCCCCGAACCCGGGUGGUACACACAGUCCAAAUCCGCAUCCCUCACCAGGAAUGGCACCAGCCCACGGAGGAAAUGGGCUGAUGUGUUGAUUCGAGCCUCGGUGAAGCCCAGACACUGAAGGUCUGAGGACAAAUUAGGUCUACCAUGCCCUGCACCCCACUUCGGCACCCUUCCGGAAAACCGAAGCCACCAUCGACGCAGCACCUGUACAGCAAAACACAGCUCCGUUUAGUCUUCCGAAACCCCUCUUCAAAAUGGAUCCAUCCAGGAGACCCCCAAACUGCCCAGGGAUGGACAAAUUCCCAGCCGCCCUUGCCAAGACUCAGCCUCCGCAUGUGCCUGAAUGGGACCGACCCCUUACUGGAGCGACUGCAAUUGGCUGUGAUUCCUAGGCUCCGCCCCUUUGUCUGGCUAACACUGGUGACCUACGUUAGCCUGCUCGUGACACCCGUGUCCGGAGGAGAAACCUGGGGCAUGGUGUCCCUCUGCCCAUUCCACUGCGUGUGCCGGAACCUGUCCGAGUCGCUGAGCACACUGUGCGUCAACAAGGGGCUCCUCUUUGUGCCACCCAACAUCGACCGGCGCACUGUGGAGCUGCGCCUCGCCGACAACUUCAUCCUAGAGGUGGGUGGAGCCGACUUCGCCAACAUGACCGGCCUGGUGGAGCUGACACUGUCGCGGAACACCAUCCAUGGCAUCCGGCCAAUGGCCUUUGGAGACCUUGAGAGCCUGCGCUCGCUGCACCUAGACACAAACCGGCUGACAGCGGUGGGGCCGCGAGACCUGGCUGGACUGCUCAACCUGCAACACCUCAUCCUCAACAACAACCAACUAACGGAUGUGUCAUCCCAGGCCUUCGAUGACUUCCUGUCCACACUUGAGGACCUGGACCUGUCCUACAACAACCUGCGCGGCGUGCCCUGGGAAGCAAUCCAGAAUAUGGCCAGCCUGCACACACUCCACCUGGACCACAACCUCAUUGACCACAUUGCUGAGGGCUCCUUUGGCGAGAUGUACAAGCUGGCCCGGCUUGACAUGACGUCCAACCGGCUGCAGACCCUGCCCCCGGAUCCCCUGUUCGCCCGCUCACAGACCGGGGUAAUCAGCCCUACGCCUUACAACACCAUUAUCAGCUUGAACUUUGGCGGGAACCCGCUGCACUGCAACUGCGAGCUGCUGUGGCUGCGGCGGUUGGUGCGCACAGAUGACAUGGAAACUUGUGCCACACCUGCACACCUGGCAGGACGGUAUUUCUGGUCCAUCCCUGAGGAGGAGUUCACCUGUGAGCCACCACUCAUUACCCGGCACACCCACAAGUUGUGGGUGCUGGAGGGCCAAAGGGCCACAUUGAGAUGCCGCGCCAUCGGGGAUCCUGAGCCAGUCAUCCACUGGGUAUCGCCGGAUGACCGCAUCAUGGCCAACACAAGCCGCACGCAGUCCUACCGCAACGGGACGCUGGACCUGCUCGUGACAAGGGCGCGCGAUGACGGCACCUACACCUGCAUCGCCAUGAAUGCAGCGGGCGAGGCCACUGCCAUGGUGGACCUCAAAAUCGUCCCGCUCCCACAUCGCGGCAACGGUACAGUGCCGCUCGUGUAUGGCCGUGACCCCGGCUCCUCCGACAUCACCAAUGGCAAGAGCAGCAGCGGCGGCGGCACCAGGGUUGUCGUGGCCAGGAAUGUAAGCAUGCAGGAGGAGCGGGAUGGGAGACCACCUGGGGAGUGCAAGGUUGCGGUGCUGGGGGUGACAUCCAGCUCGGCACAGGUGCGCUGGUACCUGGGGAGGUCCUCAGGAGCGUACAUGGUGUGGAUGUACCAGAUCCAGUACAAUAGCACGGCCGACGAGACCCUGGUGUACAGAAUCCUACCUUCAACCAUCACCAGCUUCCAGCUCAAGAACCUGGUCUCGGGCGCAGACUACAACCUGUGCGUCUUGGCCAUCUUCGACGGCAUCUCAGCCAUGGCUGCCACCAAGGUGUUGGGCUGCAUCCACUUCAGCACCAAGGAUGGCUACCCAGAGUGCCGCUCGUUGCAGGCACACUUCCUGGGCGGCACCCUGACCGUGCUGGUGGGCGGGGUCCUGGUGGUGACACUGCUCGUGUUCACCGUGGCCAUGGUGGUGCGGAAAAGGGCCUGUGGUGGUCGCCACGCUGACCAGACCGAGUACCCAGCUGCCUCGCUGCCGCGCAAGGCAGCCGACGUGUGCUUGCAGACCAAUGGCAACGGGGGUGUAGUGAUGGUGGUGGUGCCCAAAGGGAUGCUAACCACCCCUCCAAAACUCAGGUCCAAGUUCAACCCUGAACAGCAUAGUGGUCAGAGCAGGGGUGUCCUGGAGAACACCCUCCCUCCUUACACCCUGUACUACUCCUCCAGCCAUGCGGCCACCCUCCCCCGCCCAGGCAACUCGGCCAAAGGCCAAAGAGCCAAGGCCAGGAUGGCCAGCUCCAGACUCUCAGCCCCACCCCAAGUGGGCAAUGAGCAGACUGAGGGCAAGAAACCCACUGGGAGCAGGGGAGGUGCAGACUGCAGCCCCUCCCCUGAGGACCUGCCUCCCAUGACUAAGCGUAGCUGCUCCUUUGACAUGGGUGAGGUCGCUACGGCAACCUGCUAUGGCUAUGCCAAGCGCCUGAGCGUGAUCUGGACACGUCGCAGCCAGUCCCUGCAUGGCAUGCUAGUCCAUUGUGCUUCGGGCAGUGGGACUGAGCAUUAUGCACAUGCACUGCGCCACGGUUACCUGCACGCCUACAACAGCUCAAACUCCAAUUCCAACUGCAGCAUGGCAGCCAAUGCAGAUGACCUGGAGGAGACCGUCGUCUAGGCUCUGCGAUAACGGUCCUGCACAGGAGCAUUAGAACUGUAGGACGGAAAGACCUGUUAGAGUCAAACAGGGAAUGGGGGGCUGGGGAACAACCACCAUUGUGAAGAUGCAACAGGACCACCCAAUGGGACAGGAUUUUGCCAUGUGAACACACACGUGUGCGCUUCUUUUCGGGGGGGCAACAGGGUAAUGCAAACCUUGUAUUGCAUUUCAUGUGUUCUCAAGGAUGAGGAUCAGACAACCAUCACGAAAAAUCCAAAACUCAUUCUGAAGGACAAAGACAAAAAACCAAAAUGUUUGUACAACAUGCAAGUGAAGCCUGCUGUUAAGUAGUGAAAUUUAAUGUUCAUAAACCAUGUUGGACUUCAAGUUUCCAGUAUAAGAAAAAUACAUUGAAGACAUUUCCACUGUACAGACUGAAGGUGUUCAUACCAGAGCUGCUCAAG
Messenger RNA from Scleropages formosus (Asian bonytongue), 4160 nucleotides. RefSeq names its product leucine rich repeat and fibronectin type III domain containing 4a (gene lrfn4a). The record is from RefSeq and is a predicted model, not a curated record. Gene Ontology annotation, molecular function: protein binding. Bases 1042 to 3714 code for a protein of 890 amino acids. The transcript is spliced from 3 exons. NCBI's taxonomy places the organism in Eukaryota, Metazoa, Chordata, Actinopteri, Osteoglossiformes, Osteoglossidae.